UCUGUAAAUAGUACAGUGAGGAAGGAGAGAGAAAAAUGGCGUGCACGAAGACGCUGAUGGUGACGAAUAUUGCCGGCAAUGGCAUCGUGUUGCAGAAGAAAGUUAAAUUGAAUAGGCAAGUUGGUAGUCUGAGACAUUCCAUUGAGGAAGAAAGAUCUGUCUCAGCAAUGAAACUUAGAGUGAGGAAGAAGGGGAAGCAAAGAUGUGGAACAAUGGUAGCAAUGAAUAAGGGUGAGCUCAUCUCUGAGAAUUCCACCACCGUGAAGCUCUCGGCUCUGGUGACUGUAAGAAAUAAUAAGGUAUUGGGAAGUGAAAUGGUCAAUAACCUUCUCACCAUUUUCUUACCUCAAAACCACACCAAAGCUCUUCUUCUUCAACUCGUUAGCACCAACCUUGAUCCAGGGAGAAUGGAGGGAAAGUUGAGCAAGGAAACAGUUUUAAAGUUGAGUGAAGAGGGAAUAAGCAGUUACAAAGUGGAAUUCAGCGUUGAUUCUAAUUUUGGAACUCCUGGAGCUGUUACAGUUGUUAAUGGUUAUGAAAAUGAGUUGUUCUUGGAAUCCAUAACCAUUCAACAAAAUCUUCAUUUUUCUUGCAAAUCUUGGCUUCAACCCAACAAGCUUUACCCGGACAAGAGAAUUUUCUUUCUCAACAAGGCGUAUCUACCAAGCGAAACACCAAUUGGGGUGAAAGAGAUGAGAGAAAAGGAGAUGGUGAAGCUAAGGGGUGAUGGGAAGGGACGCAGGGUGCCUUCUGACAGAAUCUAUGACUACGAUUUGUACAAUGAUUUGGGACAUUCCAACUCUCACAGGCCAACACUCAACCCUUAUCCCACACGUUGCCGCACUGGACGCCCACUCACUACCACCAAUGGUGCCAAAGUGGAGUCACGACCGAGUGAAUCAGAGUUAAUAUACGUUCCAAGAGAUGAAGAAUUGAACGACAUAAAGCGGGAAGCUAUUAAUCAAGGAAAGUUGAUGGCAGUGUUUCGGAAUAUUAUGCCUGCGUUAACAGAGAAAAUCAUGGGCAAUCAAGCACUUUUCAACAUUGAUUACUUUAUUAAGGAAUCAGGUCAAUCUAUUCUCUUCAAUUUGGGAUGUGCUGCACAAGAUUUUUUUAAGUUCGACCCUCCAAAAGUAUUUUCAAGGAAAAGAUCACAUUUCUUACAAGAUGAUGAAUUUGGACGCCAAGUGCUUGCUGAGUUCCCUCUGAGUAUCGAAAGGCUAAAGGUUUUCCCACCCGUGAGCAAAUUGGAUCCCUCUAAAUAUGGUUCAGUGGAGUCAGCAUUGAAAGAAGAACACAUUAUAGGGCAGAUUGAAGGGAUGUCUAUUCAACAGGCAUUGGAAGAGAACAAGUUGUUCAUGGUGGACUAUCACGACUUUUACCUUCCAUUUCUGGAUCGAAUUAAUGCUCUUGAGGAGCGAAAAGCUUAUGCUACUACAACAAUCUUGUUCCUCACUAAAAUGGGAACUCUGAAGCCUAUUGCCAUCCAGCUUGCUCUUCCAACGGGGAAUCCAAAUACUUCAUCGAAGAAAGUUCUUACCCCUCCAACAGAUGCCACAUCUAAAUGGCUAUGGCAACUUGGCAAAGCACAUGUUUGCUCCAAUGAUGCUGGCGUUCAUACACUCGUGCACCACUGGUUACGAAUACAUGCUUGCCUGGAACCCCUAAUAAUCGCUGCUCAUCGGCAAUUGAGUGUGAUGCAUCCUAUAUUCAAGCUUUUGCAUCCUCAUAUGCGGUACACACUCAAAACAAAUGCAACAGCACGUCAGUCACUCAUCAAUGCUGAAGGUACCAUUGAGACAGACCACACUCCAGGGAGAUACUGUAUGCAAAUGACUUCCGCUGCAUAUAAAGAUUGGUGGCGGUUUGACUUGGAAGGUUUUCCUGAGGAUCUCAUAAGAAGAGGUUUAGCAGUUCCGGAUGCAACCCAGCCUCACGGCAUUAGAGUACUAAUUGAAGACUACCCUUACGCAGCUGAUGGACUUCUCAUAUGGUCCAGCAUAAAGAAUUUGGUCCGGACUUACGUGAACUAUUACUAUAAAAACUGUAAUGCCGUUUCUUCUGACAAUGAACUCCAAUCUUGGUACGCAGAAUUCAUCAAUCUCGGACACCCUGAUCAUAAAAGUGCUAGUUGGUGGCCCAAACUUGACCACCCUGAAGAUCUCAUCUCCGUACUUACAACCGUUAUUUGGCUUGUAACAGCACAACAUGCUGUCUUGAACUUCGGUCAAUAUCCCCAUGGUGGAUAUGUUCCAAUCCGUCCACCAUUAAUGCGAAAACUAAUUCCCAAGGAAGAGGAUCCCGAGUACUCAGAUUUUGUCAUGGAUCCGCAGAGAUACUUCUUAUCAUCACUGCCAAGUUUAUUUCAGGCAUCAAGGUUCAUGGCCGUGAUCGACAUUGGUUCUGCACACUCACCAGACGAAGAAUAUAUAGGAGAGAGAAACGAUUUGUCCUCUUGGGUAGGAGAACCUGAGAUCAUUGAUGCAUUCAAUCAAUUUUCAAUGGAUAUGAAAAGUAUUGAGAUUGAGAUCAAGAGAAGAAACGCCGAUCCAAAACUUAGAAACAGAUGUGGCGUUGACGCUUUACCAUUUGAACUGCUUGUACCAAGCUCUGGAUGUGGAGCAACAGGACGAGGGGUGCCAAAUAGUGUUACAGCCUAAUAGUUCAAUAUGUGGACAAAGCUGCAACUGAAUCAAUGUUAUAUUAUUCUUCACCUUAGCUGAAUUAAAAUUGGAUUCCAGAUUCGGUCCCCUAAAAGCACAAAUAAAUAUAAAAUACAAAAGGAAGUAAUGCUGGCUUGAAAUACUGUAUGUGUCAUGUGUACUUAGUAUAAUUAAGAAUCCCUUUCUAUAAAGUACAAACUUAUGCAUAUGACUGGAAUAAAUUAUUGAAAGGCAUUUGAAAUAUUUGUAAAUGUAUUAGAAAAAAAGGCUUCCCUACAAAUAUAUUCAUGUGGUAAGAAAUUUAUUCAGUUC
Vigna radiata var. radiata (mung bean) is the source of this 2975-nucleotide messenger RNA. RefSeq names its product linoleate 13S-lipoxygenase 3-1, chloroplastic. Gene Ontology annotation, molecular function: metal ion binding; oxidoreductase activity, acting on single donors with incorporation of molecular oxygen, incorporation of two atoms of oxygen; protein binding. The record is from RefSeq and is a predicted model, not a curated record. Lineage: Eukaryota; Viridiplantae; Streptophyta; Magnoliopsida; Fabales; Fabaceae. Bases 36 to 2660 code for a protein of 874 amino acids. Gene Ontology annotation, biological process: lipid oxidation. The transcript has 9 exons.